Messenger RNA from Tetranychus urticae (two-spotted spider mite), 4692 nucleotides. RefSeq lists its product as uncharacterized. NCBI's taxonomy places the organism in Eukaryota, Metazoa, Arthropoda, Arachnida, Trombidiformes, Tetranychidae. The record is from RefSeq and is a predicted model, not a curated record.
UCAUCAUCUCACUCUUCUCACUCGGCCUCACACAAAAGUAGGUCUUAGGGUCAUUUCAAUGGUUUUAAUUUUUUCCCCUUUUCUCACUCAGCAUCUUCACGGUUCAUCUUAAGAAUCAUGGAUUCAAACUCAUCUUAUUCAGUUGAACACUUGCAAUUGAAAUAGCAACAUCAAGUUUAAUCCGCUAAGACAUUACAUAGCCAUUUAUACUUGCAUAUUAACCUGACAACCCAAAAUACUCAUGACAUUCAGUGUUGAUCAACUAGUUUAAUCAUCUUUUUUUAAUCAUAUUUUUUUCUGUUUCUCAGUGAGUUUAAUCAAAAGAAACUGCCUCAAAAUGAUCUUCAAUUGUAAUCUUCAACUAUUAAUUGUGAUUCUAACCAUUUGGAGUAAUGUUUCAUCUGAAACACCAACAACUAGUCAAUCAGUUCCCGAUCGAAGCAUGAUUGAACUGAUUGGCGAUAAAUACGAUCGAAUGGCUAAAUCACUUUCAAUGGCUGACCUGGAAAAGGAUGUUUCUAGUAAUGUGUUAACCUUUUUCGUACCAACUGAUGAAGCCUUUAGAGAUAUACCUUGGUCAAUUGCCCAAGAAAUGUUGGUUAACUCCACAUUUCUCAGAUUGGUUAUUGAAAGUCAUAUAAUUCCAGGAACAUUUCUUUCAAAUAUACUACCUGGCAAUUCAAUCUAUUCAGUUGGCGGUGAACCUCUCAAUUUUACCAAGAAAACUGUUAAGGAUUGUGAUCUAGUUUUGGUUAAUUCAAUCCCAAUUCUUGAACCUGAUCAGAUUACAACAAAUGGUGUUGUCCAUGGAAUCACUCGGUUAAUUUUACCCCAAAAAUUGAUUGAUGAAUGUAAAUGUGGUCAACUAAAGGCUAACGAUGUUGAACCAAAAUUGCAAACAUCAACAACAACUAACCCAAUCAACCCAAGUAAUUUACCAGAACGAAUUGUCGCCGGACAUUCUGAUCAACCCAAUUUUGUAACAGUUGUACCAGAAAAUUAUAACCUUCCAAGUUCAGAUAAAUUUUUGAGACGAUCUCAAGCAGCUAAUCCAGAAAUAUUCAAUUCACCUGCAGCCAAUACUUCUUCAACAACACCAUUUCCUUAUUAUAAUGUUUGGGAUGAUUUAGUUGCUAAUCAUAAUCUUACAACAAAUGGUAAUCAAGGUGAUACUAAUAAAACUCGUGAAAUUGAGGAAGAACGACCACGGUUCUUCCGAACUCGAAUACCUGGUCGUGUAACUACUGAAUCAUCAGCAAAUCCAUCAUCUUCAUUGUCCCCAUCAUCAUCACCGGUUGAAGCAGUUUCAGGGACAAAUGUUAAUGGAGGAACCCAAGGAUCACCAACUUAUUAUGACAACAACAGUAAUCCUGGUUCACCCACUCCACCUCCAAGAUUUGGUCUUCGCCGUCGAGUAGUUAUUCGACCUCAACCUACACCACGACCUUAUGAGUCUAACAAUAGUGCUGAUGUGAUCCCUAAUGAUACAAACAGGCCAACACCAAGGCCUAUUGAAAAUAAUAACAACAAUGGCAAUAAUGAUCAGUUUGUACCUUCAGUUUACUAUGUUGAAGAACCGGAAAGUGUUACCACGCCAAGAGAUAAUUCACCGACCUACAGUCCACCCCUUGUUUAUAGACCUGCUACAUCAACGACCCCAAGUCCUUUCUUCAGAGUAACAAGUCCACCUUUGGAUAAUCGUCGAAGAGCUCAAGGUGGUCGAUUACUCACUGACUCACCAGUAAAUGAUCAAUCAGGUUCACCUAAUAAUGGUAAUAAUGGUAAUAAUAAUGACUAUGCGACAACACGUCGACCCUAUUUCCGACGACCUGUUCCAAAUCGAUCGCCAGACCAGGGAAUAAAUCGAAACGCUUCAAAUUGCCAUCCUCAAGAUGUAAAUUGUCUUAUUGCAAACAGUCCAGCAAACUAUAUCAUCUCUCCUUCAAACGGUUCCCCAUCAAACUCACCACCUCGUUAUGAUCCUCGAUUUAAACCUGAACUCGGUCCUAUUCGUGAACCUGAUCCCUUCACUGUAUCAACCUCACCUCGAACUCCAGUAGAUAGAAAUGACAAUAGAUUCCGAAGGCCAACAACUGAGUACUUUUUGAAUGAUCAAACAACGCCAUCAACAACCUUCUUCGAUUCAACUCGACGACCAACAUCAAGAAAUCCACAAGAUUUUUGGCGACCAACACCAUCAACAGCAAAUCCAAACUAUGAAGAUGAUUCAGCCAAUUAUGUUCGUCGAUUUGGCUCCCAAAGACCUGGAACAGAAAGAGGUUCAAAUCAGAGAGAUCGUACAAUUUUGCGUUCAACUACAACAACAACAGUAUCACCUAAUUACAGAAACGUUCCCGUUCGUCCAGUUGAUAGCCGAGGCUUCCAAAAUGAACCUCGAUAUCGACCACGAUCAAAUGAACCCGUUUUCCCUCGUGAGCCUUUAAGCGAUAAUCCAACCUCUGAUACUAACACAAUUGCCGCUAUCCUUGAAGAUCCUGGUUUAUUCCUUGAUAAAAGACCAAUCGCUUUCUCCAUGUUCAAAGAUCUUCUUCGAAGAGCAGGACUUCACAACUUGGCCUCAGCCAAAAAGCCAAUAACGGUUUUCUUACCCACUGAUGACGCUUUUGAAGAGCUAGAAAACAAUGGAUUUGAGAAAAUUUACCGAAACCCAGCUGAUUUACAGACUUUCUUACUUCGCCAUCUUGUUAAUUAUCCACUUAAACCCAGUGAAAUGCGAGACGGUUUAGUAGUUAGAUCAAUUUCCAACAGUCCAAUAGCAAUCAAAGCUCUUGAUGAUGGAAUGGUUUAUGCUAACGGAUCUCCAAUUUUGGCUGCAACUGAAGCAACUAACGGUUACGUUUAUGUUUUAGGGAAAGUAAUUAGAGAUCGUGAAAAUAAGGACAAGAAGGAUAUUGUUAGUGAGAUUGAACAAUUAGAAAAUGCUUCGAUCUUUGCAAGUCUUUUAAGGCGAAGUAAUCUAAUUCCUCAACUGCAAGAACCCGGACCUUGGACUGUUCUUGUUCCUGAUAAUGAAGCAUUUGUUGAGGUGCCAUCUGAAACUCGGAGUAGAAUUCUGAGUGAUCCAGCAAUAAUCCAAUCAUUAGUCGGUAAUCACAUCAUUAAUGGUUCAUUCAACUCGGAAAAACUAUCUCGAGCAAGAAAUAUUUUACCAUUGGUUGGACAAAAGCCACUCAAGAUUCGAGCUUUUCCAGGAGCCGUUAUUGUUAAUAAUCAUGCAUCAGUUAAACAACCUGAUUUGGAAGCGCAGAACGGAGUCGUUCACACAAUUAGCCGAGUACUUUUACCCGAUGAACUGAAAACAAAUCAAUCGAGUCGAGGUCGAGGCCGGGCCUAUGAAGGAUUAACUGACUUAUCAAAUCAAUUUCAUCCAAGAAGAGGUCUCUAUUCUGAUCCAAAUGAGAAAUCAAAUGAAGAUAAUCAAGAAUUAGGACCCAAAAUGAAGGCACGAAAAUUCGUUUCAUGGUUGGAGAAAUCAGGAGUUUUGGAUCAACUCAAACAAAAUAAUACACCUUAUACAGUGAUCAUACCAACUGAUGAAGCAGUUGGUAAAUUACCUUCUCAAAUAUUGAAUCAAUUGGACAGUGAACCAAAAAAUCUUGCAUCUUUACUUCAAUAUCAUGUCAUUCCAGGGGAAAUAAAUCUAAAUUCAUUAAAAGAUGGACAAGUUUUGAAGGCCCUGGAUGAAAAGCCAAUUCAAUAUACAAAAUUGAAUAAUAAUCAAUCAUUAUUAUCUGGUGCACCAGUUGUUGAUGAAUAUAAACAAGGAGAGAUGAAAUAUUUAGCCGUUGACAGAGUCCUUUAUCCACCUCAUGGAACCAUUUUUGACAUUAUUUCAAGCUCACCAAUAUUAACAAAUAUUUCACAAAUCAUAAAAACUGCCAAUCUUGUUUCAGAGUUUUCAGAUUCUGCCGGUCCAUAUACUCUUUUUGCACCAACAGAUGAAGCUUUUGUUUCCUUAGAUCAAGAUGAAUUACUCAAAGUAACCAGAGACAUUAAAAGUAGUCGAGAUUUCUUAGUUAAGCACACAUUAAGAAGUGUUUUGUUCACCAGUGCCAUCCCAAUGAAUGAUAAAAAAGGAAUGACCGUUGAAAAUAUAGAUAACAAACCGAUAAUCUUGCAACGAAAACCAAACUAUGUAACCGCAAAUGGAAAGCCUUUAGCUUAUGCAGACAUAACAGCUACAAAUGGUGUUAUUCAUGUUCUCAGUAAACCUCUUUGAACAUUUCAAGCUCAAUUUUUCUUCUUUUGAUUGCAUUUUUUACGUUUGUUUGCGAAAUGAUUACCAAUGUGUAUUUCAUUAAUCGUCUCAGUUAUAAAUGUUACUUCAACAUUUCAACUAUCAAUGGUGAUUAAGGAUUGGUCGGUCAUUUUGGAAAGUUAAACUUACCCUUGAUAUUGCUCUGUAGUCAAUACUUUUGAUAUUUCUACCUUUCAACAUUUCUAUUCCAUUAGACUGAAACUAAUUGUCAGUUUCACUGUCUUUGCUAUUUUUGUAAAUUUCUUAUUUUUUGUAAUAUGAUUACUGAAUAAUUCAAGGUUAUCUGACGAUUUAAUAAAAACAUGUAACGCGUGUAAAAAAAUCAUUUGAGAUUGGUUUAAAGUUUAGCGGUGAACAAAUUUUUAUAUAUAAUAAAUUGGUUAAAAUUAUUCAAUAAAAUUAUUAAAAACGGA